This is a messenger RNA of Adineta ricciae, 2871 nucleotides long. NCBI's taxonomy places the organism in Eukaryota, Metazoa, Rotifera, Eurotatoria, Adinetida, Adinetidae. The record is from the annotation of a GenBank genome assembly.
AUGAGCGCGACAAGUAAACCACGGUAUAUGGAAAAAUAUAAUCGGCAGAAGCUGAUCGGCACAGGGGCUUUCGGUCAAGCAUGGCUUGUUCAAGCUAAAACCGAUGGCAAUCAAUUAGUGAUGAAAGAAAUCAAAAUAGCUAAAAUGACUAACAAGGAACGUGAUGAUGCUCGAAAAGAAGUUGAUGUCCUUGCAAAAAUGAAACAUCCUUAUAUCGUGUCUUAUACAGAAUCAUUCGAAGAUUCAACGAGCUUAUAUAUUCUGAUGGAUUAUUGUGAUGGUGGAGAUUUACAUUCGCGUAUACAAGCACAACGUGGUAUUCUAUUCAGUGAAGAUCAAAUACUUGAUUGGUUUGUUCAGAUAACCUUAGCAUUGAAACAUGUACAUGAUCGGAAAGUACUUCAUCGUGAUAUUAAAUCUCAAAAUGUGUUUUUGACAAGUGAUGGUUCAGCAAAAUUAGGUGAUUUCGGCAUUUCAAAAGUAUUAAACACUACAUGUGAAUUAGCACGUACACAAAUUGGUACACCUUAUUAUUUAUCUCCGGAAAUAUGUCAACAGAAACCCUAUAAUAACAAAUCAGAUGUUUGGAGUCUUGGUUGUGUAUUGUAUGAAAUGACUACACUUAAACAUGCUUUUGAUGCUGAUAAUAUGAAUGGUUUGAUUAUGAGGAUUGUUCGUGGAUCAUUCAAUCCUAUUCCAGCAAAAUAUAGCGGUGAUCUACGAUUACUAAUCGCGUCGAUGCUUAAACGUGAACCACGAGAACGACCAGCAGUUAAUACUAUCUUACGAAAACCAUUCAUUAGUCGACGUGCUUUAAAACAUCUACCAGAAGAAUUCCAUAGCGAAGAGUUUAGUCACACAGUUUUACACGACAAGAAACCAGUUACCGAACCUGUGAAGGCAAACAUAGCAACACCACGUCCAAUGACAGCUCCAAAAUCCAGUGGUGUCACUCCGGUUCAACCAGUUUUGUCACGGCCGAGUUCAGCUGCACCGAAAAUUUCGCCUCAAGAGCCGACAAAAGCAUCCAAAGGCCCUUCAAUUUCAAAACGACCAAAAUCUGCUGUUCGUUCUGUUAAUCGGAUAUCGAAAGAGAAGAAAUCUGUUGAUGUCAAACGUGCACCGGCCUUUUCCGUUGAUAAAGAAAGUGAAAUUGAGAAACGCCGUCUCGCAAUUGCAAAACAAAAAGAAGCGCGUGAGAAACAAAUGAAAGAAGAUGCGGAGAAUUUCUCGAAAAAGCAACAAGAAUCGAUUGACAGACAACGAAAAGCAGCUAUACAACGAGAUCGAGAAUUCUAUCGGUUGGAAUUAGCCAAAGGGCCGCCAAAUCAAUCAGAUACGACUAGUCAACGUGUAGUACAACCAGUUUUCUUGCCGCACAAAAUAAAUCCAAUAUCUACGCCAUCAUCGAUAAAAGAAUCAAUUGCCGCAUCAUCAAGUCCUAAACUUCCGAAAAAAGAUAACUAUAUUCUAUAUGGCGAGCAAUUAGACCAACUCCAACAGAGAAUCGCCGAAAGCGAAAAGAAAAUGGAUGAAUGGAAUAAAAUUAAUCAAGCACUUAAAAAGAAUCAUGCUAUUCCAGAUGUACAAAGUUCUACACCCUCUACGAAUGGUAAUCGACCAGUACUAAGAAAUCACCAUCCAGCACGUGAUGGACUAUUCAAUCGAAAUCUACAACAAAUUCGUCGUAAAAAUUUCCUCAACAAGCGCAAUACACAACAGAAGUCCUCAGUCGAUAGAUCCGAUCUAUAUCAACGUUAUCGAUUGAUCAGUGCACAAAAAGACAAAGAUCAAGCUAACGGAAAAAGCGUACCCGAAGUUUGGGAAGAUCGCAGUGAUAUCAUUUCAAAACCACGCUCAUUAUGGAAUCCAAAAAUACAAAUGAAUCGGAUCGUAGCUCACCGCUACGCACCAUCAAAUAAUCCAUUGAAUUCCAAUAUGCCUAAUUUAAUGAUACAAGGUCAGGCGAUGAAUCUUAUUAAUAUAAAUGGAUCAAAUCGGCAAGUCAAUUCUGAUGCGCCACGAGGGACAGUGCUGAGUGUCUUAGAACGUGCUCUUGUUCAAGACCGAACAAUGACGAAUGUAAGAGAAAACAGUGAGAAUUCGGAUAUUAGUUUACUUCAUUUGGCAAAACGAAUCGAUCCUAAUCGUAAGGACGAAACACUGACAACGUCUGAUGUGGUUCAAUCUACAAAUUCAUCAUGUCAAACUCUCGAUCAACCUGUUGCAUCUGAUUUAAUUGUUGAAGAUUUAGAUACUACUCUAACUGCUCCAUCAAAAGAAGAUAAAGAAAAUACGAUCCUCUCGGACGACUUUGAUCUUCUUGACGGAUUAACAACGGGUCAUUUUGAUGAAAAAAAUAAACUGCUUCUACGAACUGUAUCCAAUCCCGAAUUGCGUACGAUUGAUAAUCUUCCAGAAGAAACAAUUCUUCAAGAGCUGAAGCUUGCUCGAAGUGCAUCUCAACUCGAUCAAACUGAUCGAAAACUAAGUUUCACUGAUACAACUUUCGAAAAUGAUAGUACAAAUAUUUCGCCAUCCAGUGAUGAUAACAUCGAAUCGGGUGACCGACAUACAUCAAGAUUCACAUCAGAAAAUGCUAUCGAUGACGGUGACAACGAUGAUGAUGAUGUUUGGUGUAAUCCUGAAGAUGAAGAUAAUCUUCAGCAUUGCCUUCAAUUCGAUCAAAAGAAAAUUCAUCAACUACAAUGUGAUCUUGGCGAGAAGACCUUUCAACGGGUACUCGACGCACUUGAAGAAAGUGAACCAGAUAUCGAAAUAAUCAAGAGUCUUAUACCGAAAGAGAAGCACCAUUUGAUUGAUUCGGAUCUUUUGGUAGUUUUAUCGACAAUGCGAACAAUGAACAAAUAA